AAGGCUGUAGUACACGUCCAUGUUCCUUUAAUAUAAUUAUAUUUUUUUAUUUCAAUUUUCACCCGUGUUGGCUGUGUUGUGACUUGUGAGUUUGUUGUUUUGUAUUGUAGCCGAUCUUGAAUGGAAUGGUGUAUUCCACUUCGGGGAAAAGGCGUUGUUUUAUUAUUCUUGCAGGUUUAUUUUACUUAGCCUAUUUUAAUCCAAAGUGAAUAUAUUCAUUCUUUUAAGAAGUAUUUUAAGUGUGUAUUCAAGUAUUUAUAAACUCUAUCAGAAACCACGUCAUGAGCUUCAAAUUUGAAAAUUAAUGUUUAUUCAGCUUUUGAUAAUAAAAUUAAAUGCCAACUGUGAUUUUUGAUAUGUGGCACUGAUUGAUUUUUAUUCAUCAAAUCACUAGUAAGAGAACAGCGAAUCAACUGUGAAGUUGAUGCAGAUGAUUUGACGCUUAGUGCAAGCAGACAGGAACAAUGAAGGCUUUGAUAUUGGUUGGUGGCUACGGCACCAGGCUACGUCCAUUGACGCUGAGCAGACCGAAGCCGUUAGUGGAAUUUGCCAACAAACCUAUGCUACUACAUCAAAUGGAGGCACUGGUUGCGGCCGGAGUGAAGCACGUGGUAUUGGCCGUAUCCUAUCACGCCGAGGAAAUGGAGAAAGAGUUGCGUAUUCAGGCGGAGAGGCUCAACGUUAGAUUAGACUUUUCACACGAAACCGAACCGCUCGGUACGGCAGGUCCUUUGGCGUUGGCAGCUGAAAUUCUCAACCAAACCGACGAACCUUUUUUCGUUCUAAACUCUGACAUCAUAUGUGAGUUCCCUUUCACUGAGCUCUACGAGUUCCACAAAAACCACAAACGCGAAGGAACAAUCGUUGUCACAAAAGUUGAGGAGCCCUCGAAAUAUGGUGUGGUAGUUUACCACGCGGACGGCUGCAUCAAGAGUUUCAUUGAAAAGCCACAAGAGUUUGUUUCAAAUAAAAUUAAUGCCGGUAUUUAUAUUUUGAAUCCGUCCGUGCUGAAACGCAUUGAAAUCAGACCGACGAGUAUCGAGAAAGAGGUGUUUCCGUUCAUGGCCGAGGAGGGACAGUUGUUUGCCUUCGAGUUGCAGGGAUUUUGGAUGGACGUCGGCCAGCCUAGAGAUUUUCUAACAGGCAUGAGCAUGUACCUGACUUCGCUGCGACAGAAGAACGCGUCGCUGCUGUAUAACGGGCCAUGCGCAGUGGGUAAUGUGCUGGUGGACCCAACGGCCAAGAUCGGCGUCGGCUGCCGCAUCGGACCCAACGUCACCAUUGGCCCGGGCGUCGUCAUCGAAGAUGGCGUCUGCAUCAAGCGCACCACCAUCCUCCGCAACGCUGUCGUCAGGUCGCACGCGUGGCUGGACCAGUGCAUAGUGGGGUGGCGGUCGGUGGUGGGGCAGUGGGUUCGCAUGGAGAAUACGACGGUACUCGGUGAGGAUGUUAUCGUCAAGGACGAGCUCUAUGUGAACGGGGGCCAAGUGCUGCCACACAAGUCCAUCGCCUCCUCAGUGCCUGACCCGCAGAUCAUCAUGUAAACCCGACUCGUUCAAUGUCAUCACAUUCCAACAUUGAAUCUAACUUGACUGUCUACGUACUUGUACUUUAGGCUGCUUUUAGCACGCUGCUCACGGGGACAAUAUUAGCUUCCACUAAGCGUCUACUAGCUGUCACAGUAACACGAAAUUGGAAGUUGGAAGUGUAUAUUUGAGUUCCAGACAUUUCCAUUUCCGCGACAGCUAGUGAGAGCUACUAUUGGCCCUGUGUGCAGGCUGCUUUAAACUAGAGCAACACGCAACCUGUUCUCUUUAUGCUGCUCUCACACCAAGUAACCAUCAAUACGCAAUAAACUAUAUAUUUCGCUAUUCUGCGCACGACAAAACAAAAAUCGUCUGAUGGAACAAAGAAACCAUGGAAAUGAACUGUAGAACAAAUAAAUCCGAAAUAUACCCCUUCAGGGUGCGCGCAUAGUGAAGAGGGAAGAGAUUUCUAUGUAAUGGAAACAUAAGGCACUUUGAGGAGGGAAGCCGCGAUGCUUUCACACGCAGCUUUUCAGGGCUUCAAAAGAGGACCGCGUAAAGAUUUCCGCGAGUUUGUUUCGCUCGGUGCUUCAAUCACUAGCUCUAAAGCUCUAAAUGAGAAGAAAGGGAGUGCGUCUACCUCUCUUCACUAGGCGCAUAUCCUUAGAGCGGUGCUAAGAGGCAAACAUCAGCUUUAUUUCGAUCAGCUCAGCUCAGUUGUGACACAUGAGAUGAUGUGCUUUUAGUUUUAAUUUCCAAAAGGUUCCACUCCCUUUCCAGGGUUUCCUUGUUUCAUGGGUGAAGGCAAAAUGAUAAUUCACUUUGACAUGACUUAACUUCUGCUUUAGGCAGCUUCACUAUAAAAUACAAUCUAUAAAAGUGGCAGCCAUUUCCAUUGCUCUAUCUAGUGUGUGUAUAUGAACUGAGAUCAUCAGCUUUCACCAAUAAGGUUGCUUGUUGCUGGUUUGCGAGCAGCUCAAGUGCAGCGAGUGGCCUCGAGCAGACCACUGCGAAUCGCAUGAAGGCGACGGUGAGUGCGACGAUUUCAACCAUUUAACCACAGCUUAAAAAUUGUCCCUUUUCCGUUGCCGUCAUAGGUUUGCAGUGGUCUGCACAAGAUUCUACACAAUGUAUAACUAUUUGAAGUGUUUAGACCGAUUUUGGAAUUUGAUAUUAAGUACAUUGAUAUACAAAUUUAUAUUAAGGUGUACAUUAGGAUAUAAAUUUGAUAUUUUAAUAUUAGGAUAUUAUAAUACGAAACAAUUUUAAUAUUAAGAUGCAAAUACUGUUCGAAAUAUUGUAAAUUUCGCCCAAUGUGAUUAAACUGUGUUGAAGUUAAAGCAUCUGCUUUUUGAGUUGGCAUUUUUAAAAUUUAAAUUUGAAAGUCCAUUACAGCUUUUUUUAUCAGAUACAGUUCGUGGUAUACUUACUGUGUGGGUACCAUUAACUUAUAGGAUUUGUUGUAUGGAAAAUGAUUGAUUUCGGAACAACAUUCUAAAUGUUCAAACUGUACUUUUUCAAAGACUAACCAAUUUAUCCUCUACAAGUUUCAAUUGUACUCAAAUAAGUAAAAGAAACUUAUAGUUUUGAAUGUAAAACUUUAAAUAAAAUUAAUAGAUUCAGAUCUUUGUACGAUACCAGGUUUUCAAUAAAUAUUGCAAGGAAUAAUAAUUCAUAUUUACUUGAUUUCUUUCAAAGCUGAAAUUAACUGAAUAUUGGUGUAUGAUCGUUCAGAUCUCUUGCUCAUAAAAGUUCGUAAGUUUUUGUAGUGGUUAUUUAAUGUACUAUUCAUUAUUGUCUUGUAAUCUAACCCCUACCAACGAAAAAGACUGGAUAGUAAAUAAGGUAUUUACUAUUUAGAAAUUAGACUUAAUGGAUGGGUUCGAAUGCAGUUUCACUGUGAUGAAUAAAUUUUAUUUUGUGUUUUAGAUAUUUUUAUUUAUAUUGACAACUUGGUAACUAAUUGCUGAAUUGUAUCCGUAAAUUAGUAGUGAUUGAAGUUUCCACUAUUAUCUGAAUGAUGAAUACUUUGUACUUUUUCAUUAUAGUUUGAUAUCUAUUGUAAUUAUGUAAAUAAUAACUUUUAUACAAUGUUUAAUCAAACCAAAUAUAGGCUAAUAUCUUGAAAAUAUUCAUGGAAUGAAAAAUUGUGCAUUGUAGUAAAUAUUUUCCUAUCCAGAAUUCCUCUAUACGUUUUGAAAGUAGGACAAUCUCUGUGCUUAAUCAAGUGAAUAAAUAAGUGUAUCUAUGUCUACUACUUUGUUUGUACUUGUCUAUUUAAUUUGUACUCUGAUUAACAAACUUUCUUUUAUCUGUUCAUCUUAUCAAAUAAGAUUUUGCAUCCUCUUCAUUCCAAUUUUCACUUCAGCUAUCUAUUUUCCUAACUCACUACUUUAAAAAUGCUUUUACUUUUAUCUAAGUGUAGCCUAUCAGGAAUUCUUUGAGUUUUCUCUUAUCUCAGCAUUCCUGUAAGAUUUAUUUGUCUCUAAUUAUUUAUCUAGGUUUAGGCUGUACUUCAAUUAUUAAAAGAAUCUGCGUCUUAGUAAGAAUUUUAUUAAUUGAAUCAUGUUUCUUUAUAUUAUUUCCUUGUUAUUUAUAUAAACGUUUUAACUUGCUAGUUAUCUUUAUGAAUGGUGAAGGUAAUGAUUGUCUCAAAUACAUAGUGUUUCGUCAAAUGUUUGAAAUCAUCGUAUGUAUAGCCCUGUGCAAUUAUUUGUUGAUAUUUUUCAAACGAAAUUAUAUUAUGUUAGUUGAAAAU
Messenger RNA from Nilaparvata lugens (brown planthopper), 4284 nucleotides. It is a transcript of the gene Gmppb, whose product is annotated as mannose-1-phosphate guanyltransferase beta. The transcript is spliced from 4 exons. Gene Ontology annotation, biological process: cell wall mannoprotein biosynthetic process; GDP-mannose biosynthetic process. The record is from RefSeq and is a predicted model, not a curated record. Bases 465 to 1544 code for a protein of 359 amino acids. Gene Ontology annotation, molecular function: mannose-1-phosphate guanylyltransferase (GTP) activity; GTP binding. NCBI's taxonomy places the organism in Eukaryota, Metazoa, Arthropoda, Insecta, Hemiptera, Delphacidae. Gene Ontology annotation, cellular component: cytoplasm.